CCGGCGGUGGGCGGCGGGGCGACGGCGGCGGCGGCCGCGGCGGCGGCGAUGGCGGUGGCCGGCCCCGGGCCGGUGCCCGUGCCUAUGAACCUCUUCGCGACGUGGGAAAUCGACCGCUCGGCGCCCAGCUGCGUGCCCAGGCUCUGCAGUCUGCGCCUGAAGAAACUCACUGUGCUGAAAGAGCUGGAUAAAGAGCUGAGCUCUGUGCUUAUCGCCGUGAAGAUUCAGGGUUCGAAGCGAGUCCUGAGAUCAAACGAAUAUGUUCUCCCACCUGGCGGCCUGAUGGAGACCGAGCUGGAGCUCACCUUCUCGCUGCAGUACCCACACUUUCUCAAGAGAGAUGGCAAUAAACUGCAGAUAAUGCUGCAGAGGAGGAAGAGGUACAAGAACCGCACGAUCCUGGGCUACAAGACCCUUGCCGUGGGCAUCAUUAACAUGGCUGAGGUGAUGCAGCACCCAACAGAUGGAGGGCAGCUCCUGAGCCUCCACAGCAACAUGAAGGAUGUGAACAUCCGAGUGGCUGAAAUCAGCAUCUACUCUUUGUCCAGUCAACCCAUUGACCAUGAGGAUGGGAGUGUCCCCUCAGGUCCUAAAAUCAAAGCCUCAGAUCGCUCUCCAGACAUUGAUAACUACUCUGAAGAAGAGGAUGACAGCUUCUCCUCAGAGCAGGAGGCCAGUGAUGAUGCUGUGCAGGGCCAGGACCUGUUUGAUGAAGAGGAUGACUUGAGGAAAACCAAGAAGGCUAGGAGGAAAAUGAUCCGAACCACAUCAAUGACCAGACAACCAAACUUCAAGCAGAAGUUUGUGGCUUUGCUGAAGAGGUUUAAAGUGACAGAGGAGGUCCUGGACUCUGACCCUGUAGACCAGACCCAGGAGGUGGAGGAAGACCUGGGCUUGCUCUAUGACAGCCUGGAAGAGUGCAACAACAGUGACAGUGGCCCAGAAAUUGAGGACAAUGAGAGUGUGCACAGUACACCCAAGCCCACCCUGAGGCGUUUCUUUGAGGGAGUCUCUCAUUCUGGUUCCCAGACUGAGAUCGGCAGUCUGCACAGCCAGAAAGGGCAGGACCAAGAGUCGGGCAGCCCUGGUGAGGCGGAAAAGCGGAAGCCAGGAGCACAGCGAGCACAGGAAGAGCCAGGAGCCGAGGUCCCUGUGGUGGAGCUGGCUGCAGAGGAGCCGUGUCCCCGGCUGGCCCCCCCCGAGGCUGCCACCAGGGAGAGCAGUGUGGACAGGCUGGCCCAGCUGGGCCCUGGGACCAAAGCUGAGCUCCCCAGCGCUGUGUCACCCAGCAAGGCAGAGAGCAAGCAGUUGUGGCGUCCCCGCAGCACCUCUGUGAAGGACCGGCAGAGCUCCAAGGGACAGAGUGGCCGCACCAGCAGCCUGGACAGCGAGAGCUCCCCAGACUCGUGGCACAGCACCCAGGUGCCCCGAAAGUCUGUUUAUGAUCAGCUGAACCAGAUCCUGGUCUCAGAUGAGCAGCUUCCAGAGAGCAUUGUGCUGGUGAAUGUCGCUGAAUGGCAGGGGCAGUAUGUGAGCGAGCAGCUCCAGGCACACAAGCAGCUGGUCGUUUCCACCUGCUCGGUGGCAGACAUCCAGGCGGCCUUCAACACCACUGUCUCCCGCAUCCAGCGAUACUGUAACUGUAACUCCCACAUGCCCCCCCCAGUGAAGGUAGUUGUGGCAGGGGACCAGAGCUACCUGAGCGUUGUCCUCCGGUUCUUUGUGGAGCAGCUGGCCAGCAAGACGCCCGACUGGCUCAACUACCUUCGUUUCCUGCUUGUGCCACUAGGAUCCCACCCUCUCGCCAAAUACCUGGCCUCGGUGGAUAACAAAUACAGCACUCUGUUCCUGGACACAGCGUGGCGGGAGCUGUUCAGCAGGGCUGAGCCCCCCACUGCAGACACUGUGGACAUUGCGGGCCGCGUUGCCCAGUUCAUCGCUGGAGCCAGCCUCUCUCACCAGCUGCCCAUCUCCGAGGCUAUGCUGACCUACAAGCAGAAGAGCCCCGACGAGGACUCCUGCCAGAAGUUCAUACCCUUCGUGGGGGUCGUGAAGGUGGGCCUGGUGGAGCAGUCCUUCAGUGCCUCUGUGGACUCAGACGAUGCCACAGCCUGCACCCCUUCACUGCUGAGCUCAGUGCCAGCCGCUGGCAGCGCAUCCCCCUAUGGCAAGGAGACUGUGAGCACCCCGCCACCCUCCCCAUCCGUCAGCAGUGGCCUCUCAGGUGCCGGGUCUCUGAGCCCCGGCGUGGAGGUGAUGGGCCUGCAGGUGGACUACUGGACAACGCAAGGGCUGGAUAGGAAGAAGGAGGGCGAGAAGCGGGAGACGGGCAUCAAGAACACGCUCAAGAGCAACUUCCGCUCGCUCCAGGUCAGCCGCAUCCCCGGCGUCGGGGAGCUGGUACCGCCCAGCACUAUGGCCAUGACUGUGGUCACCAAGGAGAAGAACAAGAAAGUGAUGUUCCUGAGCAAGAAACCAAAAGAGAAGGACCUAGAACCCAAAAGCCAAGUCAUCGAAGGGAUCACACGCCUCAUCUGUACAGCCAAGCACCAGAAUACCAUGCUACGAGUCUCCAUAGAUGGGGUGGAAUGGAACGACGUGAAGUUUUUCCAGCUGGCAGCACAGUGGCCAACGCACGUCAAGUACCUCCCCGUGGGCAUCUUUGGCUACUCAAAGAGCGUGUGAGAUGCGGUGCGGUCCUGAAACAGAGCUGUGGAGGGUCACGGGAGGAGGCACAGAGACAGAGGUGCUCUCAUCCCCCUGUUCCAUGGCCCUGCAGAGGGAACACCACAACCACACCACUCCCUGUGGGCCAAGAUCCAUGAAGGUGAGGCCACUGAGACUGGGUCCGCGCAUCCUCCGCUACCAGCCAGGGCACCACGCCAUCUGCCUCCCCUGCCCCUGACAGCAGCCUGGGACAAGGGCUGGCACCGGCCACGAGGAGCCUGGCUGGGCCCCGGGCCCCCUCUCCCCCCAGCUCUGCAGCCGCCAGGGCCCCAGCUGGGCUGGGCCUGGGCAGUUCCCCAGUGCUGGAGCCAGAGCAGAGCGGUGCCGGGUGGGGGCCCGUGCUGAGCAGGGCCCCCACACCCGCCCUUUGCCAGACCAGGCUGCCGGGGCCUGGCCCUGCCCUGUGGGGCUGAGCCUCAGCAGUUCCCUUGUCCCUGCACAGCCCCAGUGCUGCCGCCACCCUCACGUCCACGUCCUGGCCAGCCCUGCCCUGCGGUGCUGCCAGCUGGAGGUAUAGCAUGGGGGGCACCUGGAUUUUUGUUGUUUUUCUUUUUUUCUUUUUUUUUUUUUUUACAAGAUUCUAUUUUUUUUAAAUUUAUUGUACGGUUACUUUUCAGGAUUAAUUUUAAUAAAUUAAUGCUGGUACCAUUACGGCAGGGCUGUGUGGCUCCCUCUGUGCCCGAGGGCAAUGAUGCAGGGAGAGGUUGGCUCCCACUGCCCCUCCAGCAGGCAGGGCUGGGGUUAACACCUCACAGCUCAAUCCCAGGGCCAGCUGCAGCUCUCUGACACAUUAGCAGGUGGGACCAGGUGCAGCCAGGCUUGUUUAUUCCCAAUAAAGCCCCAGGUCCUUAGGA
Numida meleagris (helmeted guineafowl) is the source of this 3581-nucleotide messenger RNA. Its product is annotated as phosphofurin acidic cluster sorting protein 1-like. Gene Ontology annotation, molecular function: transmembrane transporter binding. The transcript is spliced from 24 exons. Bases 49 to 2685 code for a protein of 878 amino acids. The record is from RefSeq and is a predicted model, not a curated record. Lineage: Eukaryota; Metazoa; Chordata; Aves; Galliformes; Numididae. Gene Ontology annotation, biological process: protein localization to plasma membrane.